This is a messenger RNA of Xiphophorus maculatus (southern platyfish), 1737 nucleotides long. It is a transcript of the gene erg28, whose product is annotated as ergosterol biosynthesis 28 homolog. The record is from RefSeq and is a predicted model, not a curated record. Bases 258 to 689 code for a protein of 143 amino acids. Gene Ontology annotation, molecular function: protein-macromolecule adaptor activity. Gene Ontology annotation, cellular component: membrane; endoplasmic reticulum. The transcript is spliced from 5 exons. NCBI's taxonomy places the organism in Eukaryota, Metazoa, Chordata, Actinopteri, Cyprinodontiformes, Poeciliidae.
GGCUUACCCUGUGGGCAAAGAUUGGGGAAAAGUCACCGUUUCAAAUGUAGCUAAAUACUCGGUUGGCUGAAAUCCACCUGUGGUUUUGAUAUUUAGUCUUGCCAGAUUGUGUUUUAAAAACAUAAUGACGCUGUAGUCUGGUUAUCGCUGACGACCUUGAAUGUGUGUUUUAGGCCGCUCGGUUGCUCCCGCGGUCUGAGCUUUCCUGGGCUACUGUGAGCCGACAGACUCUGACGGGUGCGUCAUUGACCGCAAAUAUGAGCCGCUUUCUGAACGUCCUCCGGAGCUGGCUGGUGAUGGUGUCCGUCAUAGCGAUGGGAAACACCGUGCAGAGCUUCAGGGACCAUAGCUUCCUCUCAGAGAAACUGUACACGGGAACGCCAGAGUUUGUAAAUGGUCUCCAAGCUCGAACAUUUGGUAUUUGGACAUUGCUGUCGUCAAUCAUCCGCUGUGCCUGUGCCAUUGAUAUCCAGAACAAAACGCUAUAUCACAUUACUUUAUGGACAUUUGUGUUGGCACUGGGUCACUUUCUGUCGGAAGCAUUCAUCUACAAAACUGCACCACUGACUAUUGGAGUGAUGGCACCACUCAUUGUUGCAAGUUUUUCCAUCAUAGGAAUGCUCAUUGGAUUCCAGUGUUUUCCAGAGACUCAGGAAGAAUUGGGAGCACGGCAGAAGAAGCGAAACUAGUUUCCUCCUCUUAUUGGCCGAAACCACCACCAGCACACAAACUUGGACCAGUAAUUGUGUGCCAGCUUUUGUAUCAUGUAUCAUGGGUUUACCUAUUUAACAUUCAAAGGAGCAAUAUUAUAAAAGGAUUAAGCCACAUAGUAAUCUGGAAUAUAAUUUUUUCACUUCAUCUCUAUUUUUUUUUUAUCAGUUCAGACUUUACCAAAGAACUACAUAAUGUAAAAGUGUCUUACACACACACACACACACACCCCAGCAGUUUCUUGAUUUUUACCACAGAAACAAACUUGAGGUUUUAUGAACUCGCAAUGAGAAAGCUAUUCAUCUGCAGAGCAAUUCAGACAUCUUGAUUCUGAAGGUGUAAUUGUUUUGUUUUGCAUUAUUUUUAGGAAAUCAUCCAUGUUGUUCGAUAUUUGAAUUAAACUUCACAUCUUUGCCGGCAUUUAUGGUUUUAUUUCAUCUUCUGAUGAAUAAAUAAAUCAAACAUGUACCCUAUGUCCUUCAUGAUUCACAGAUCAAUCUAUCUUCAAAUAGGCACAAAAUACCCAAUUACCUAGAGUAUAUUGAGGUUAAUUAUCUGGGGAUUCUACGGUGUUUGAUCAAAUUUGAUUCCUAAAGAAACCGAGCUGGUUCUCCAGAUAUAAAAUCUUUGAGCAAUUGGUUGGAAUUUUAUCCCAUUUUAGUGUGUUUUUUUAAAUGUAACUUCCUGUACCGUUUUCUUGUUACCAUAUCUUUAUUUUGAUGGUGCUGUGUCAUCUAUCUCCUUCUCCCAACCUAUCCUAACAUGUUUAAAAUCCCCCUUAUGGUUCAUUUGUCUGUUUAAUUUUUGUUUUUUGCCCAAGUUUACUAACUGCUCAUGCAACCUGUUUUACCUCUCUGUGACCUGUUUUUGAUGGGAAUUUCAAUAUUAGUACUUUAGUAUUUUGUUGCAUCUCCCAUGUCAUGCUUUUUCCAAGGUCAUUUGAAUCCAUCUUAUUUACUAGUGCUUCCUAAAUCCCCAAUAUGUUCAUUAUGAAAAAUGCUUUGCAAAUUAAAAUUCUGAAAAAUA